Messenger RNA from Vanessa atalanta (red admiral), 1879 nucleotides. Its product is annotated as prion-like-(Q/N-rich) domain-bearing protein 25. The record is from RefSeq and is a predicted model, not a curated record. The coding region runs from base 1 to 1812 and encodes 603 amino acids. NCBI's taxonomy places the organism in Eukaryota, Metazoa, Arthropoda, Insecta, Lepidoptera, Nymphalidae. The transcript is spliced from 14 exons.
AUGGCUCCUGCAAUAUCCUUGCUGUGCACCGCUACUCGUGUUAAUUCACUGUGGACUUGUUCGCUGGAUCAAGACUGCACAAGUCUGUCUGGUAGUAUAUGUAACUCUGGCGCUUGUGAGUGUCGUCCUGGACAGCAGGCGGUUAGGGGGGGAAGGGAAUGUGUUGACAUAUCACCAUACCUCGAGUCACCCUGCGUAGAAGAUCACCAAUGCGCUCGACUGUUUAGUGGGUACCACUGUCUGUCUAGUGGCGGUAACAACACUGCAGGAAUUUGCUUCUGUCAAGAAGGAUAUCAUUACUUCCACGGUAGAUGUUGGAAAUCUCUCGAGUUCGGAGACUCGUGUACCAGAUCUGAGGAGUGCUUGGGUGUCAUCCGUGACCCAUUCAGCUUAACUUGCAAUGGUGUCUGUCAAUGUGCAGAGGGCUACAUUGAGAGGCAGAGAGGAGAAUGUAGGAGGGUAACUCUCGCUCCUGGCGGUGGAUGUGUCUUGGACCAAGACUGUCAGUUUCCGAACGGAGCUUGUAAUCAAGAGACGUUUACUUGCGUUGAAAGUACUCCUACUCAAAUGAAUACCGACACAGAGUUUCCAGACAAAAUUCAUACGUCAAUCAAAAUGGCGGUAAAUAACAACAAAAUGGCGGCAAAUAACAACAAAAUGGCGGCUGAACGAACUAUAUGCAACUCGAGCGUUCCAUGUCCGAGCCCGUUUGAAUGCUCCGCGUUCGGCGUCUGUGUUUGUCCGUCUGGUUACUACGAAAGCACUAAUGGCCAAAUAUGCUAUGCGGAUCUCGGAUCGCCGUCCACCGGCGAGCAAUGCGUCGGUCUGCUGGCAGAGGUUAUAGAUGGAGUCUGUUCUUGCCGCCCCAAUUUCUUUUACGACUAUAACAUGCGAGACUGUAUUAGAGUCACCAGACGUAUACAAGAUUCCUGUGUCAGUGACGUUCACUGCCAUACCUUCGGAACGACCGCUCGCUGCGGCCCCCCAAAAGAUCCCUGGGGGAUACGGAAUUGCGAAUGUAUCCCUGAAACCUCUGUGUGGGACGAGAACAGACAGAUUUGCAGAUUAUUUGCCGGUAUCGGCGAGGCGUGCGAAGUUGACAGCGAUUGUUUGGCCGGAGCGCUGGAAAUAAGAUGUGUCGUUAACGACGAAGGCGCUGGAUUCUGCGCUUGCCCUGAAGACUUAAACGAAGUGGACGGAUUAUGUCUCUCAAGUGGUCUAGAACUCGGAGAUCCCUGUCAGAGUACACUAGAAUGCACAGCGACAAACAACACAAUCUGCAACGGCGUCUGUGCCUGUGCUGAAGGAUAUCAGGCGGUUGACGAUUUUUGUGCUCCGAUCAUCGGCGGUUCCUGCACCCUGGACUCAGACUGUCUGAUCGAGAACACAAUCUGCGUCAACACGACGUCUGGCAACACUUGUCAAUGCAAUGAAAACUUCGUCGAACACAACGACGUUUGCUGGCCUGGAGUACCUGGAUUCAAUUCAAGCUGUUCCGUGACCGCGCAGUGUGCAGCUGCGCUCGGGGUGGGCAGUAUCUGUGCGGAUAACAAAUGCACCUGUAUAGAGAACUACCAUCACAGAGAUGGUGGAUGCUGGCCUAUUACUGGUCUAUUUGAACGUUGUGAACGAAGCAGUCAGUGCUAUUUAGAAGGUUCGAACGAUAAGGUCGUCUGUCGGAACAGUUUUUGCGAGUGUGACUUCAAAUAUCCAUAUUCACCGGAACUGGGCACGUGCUUGCCCUCAAAAGCGAGUGCUGUCAGCGCCUGCGCAGUUCUGAUUCUGUCGGCCAUAUCGAUGUUAAUUAGAUAAAAUUUAAUGCUUAAAUUAUUUAUGUACAGUUAUUUUUUAAUCUUAUAUUAUAAUAAACUAUGAAACA